Molecule: messenger RNA, 1068 nt
Organism: Priapulus caudatus
Lineage: Eukaryota; Metazoa; Priapulida; Priapulimorpha; Priapulimorphida; Priapulidae
Product: gamma-aminobutyric acid receptor alpha-like
Exons: 8
Coding region: 1-1068 (355 amino acids)
Biological process (GO): chemical synaptic transmission; signal transduction; regulation of membrane potential
Cellular component (GO): synapse; membrane; neuron projection
Molecular function (GO): extracellular ligand-gated monoatomic ion channel activity; transmembrane signaling receptor activity; neurotransmitter receptor activity
Source: RefSeq, a predicted model, not a curated record
AUGUCGAAAAUUCUGGAUGGCCUUCUUGAUGGAUACGAUAAAAGGCUACGUCCCGGAUAUGGCGGCCCGAAUGCUACUAUCAUUUUCACCAACGUGUACGUACGAAGCAUGGGUCCGAUCUCUGAAAUGGACAUGCAAUAUCAGAUGGAUUGCUACUUUCGACAGCGAUGGUUUGACGACAGACUUAUGUAUGCUGGUCCCUACGAGACGCUCACCAUAUCUAUACAGUUUCUCAAGAACAUCUGGAAGCCGGACACAUUUUUCCAGAACGGGAAAGAUUCGUACGUGCAUACGAUAACCGCGCCAAACAAACUGCUUAGGGUUUCGCAAAGCGGAGAGGUGUUUUACUCAAUGAGGUUAACGAUCAAAGCGAGCUGUCCGAUGCGUCUGCAGAAGUUUCCCAUGGAUCAACAGCUGUGUCCACUCGUCGUUGGAAGCUACAGCUAUCCGGUGCGAGAUCUAGUUUAUCGGUGGGAGAAACCGGAGAACGUGGCAAAACCGGUGGACUUUCAAAAGAAUCUAGAGUUAUCACAAUUCCAAAUUCUCAAGACACCGUAUAUGAACACUACCAUGAAGUACAGAAAUGAUGAGUUUUCCGUCCUGAAAAUCCAAUUCCAUCUUAGUAGGCACACCGGAUAUUUUCUCAUUCAAAUAUACCUUCCCUGUAUAUUAUUGGUAGUCUUAUCCUGGGUAUCAUUUUGGCUAAAUCGAGAAGCAACAGCAGACCGCGUAGGCCUCGGCAUAACCACCGUACUGACGCUGUCCACCUUCAGUACGGACAGCAGGACGGAUUUGCCGAAGGUUUCCUAUGCAACUUCUCUCGACUGGUUUCUCGUGAUGUGCUUCAUGUUCGUUAUCGCGACGCUUUUAGAGUAUGCUGGCGUCCACUAUUUCACCAAGGUCGGCAGCGGCGAACGUUUCACCGACACCGAUAUAGAUUGGGAGGACGUCGACGAAGAGCAGGAGUAUGGCUACGGCGACACUCCCGACGACGACGACAGCGACUUAAAGGUUAACCAUAUGGCAGAUGUUGACGAUUUCUGCAUGAAUCGAUCGGACUGCAUAUGA